Molecule: messenger RNA, 3720 nt
Organism: Ciona intestinalis (vase tunicate)
Lineage: Eukaryota; Metazoa; Chordata; Ascidiacea; Phlebobranchia; Cionidae
Source: RefSeq, a predicted model, not a curated record
AUUUUAAUAACUUAAUACAAUAUGAAUGGAAGAUUUAGCAUCUGCCAUCUGUACUCUUUAAACAUGCAAAUUUGAAAUACGGAUAUAAGCCUUCUUGUUGGCACCUAGAAAACUGAAAUGCACCCUCCUUUUUUGCCCAGGAUUGUCAGGAAAGCAUGUUUAGUGAUUGCUCAUGUAUAGGAGAUUAGGAGUAUAGAAGUUUAUGUAUAGGAGUUUCACUCGCCCUGUAAGGAGCAUUAAGGUGGCUGUACACAGUAUCCGAAAUUCAUUUGUUUUGUCUGUUUUGUCCAGAUUUCGCUGAGGCAUGCGGAACUCGGUAAUGGAUUUGCAUACGACUUCGCAAGCGAAUUCGCACGACGUUUAAUAAACCCUGGUGUAAAAUGUUAAUGUUUUCUCUCUGGAUGUGUUUAUAAUUCUACCUUGGAAAAAUGUAGGGCCUAUAUAAAAUAUAUAUAUAUUUUAUGUGGUUAAAGUAGGGUAGAAAAUUCGACCAAGCAAUCUUAUGUAAAAAUAAAUAAAUGUAAUAUUUUUGGGGAAAAUGUUUGCAUGCUUUAAUUUUAUGUUUUCUGUAUAGUUUCCACUGUAGUUAGGCUUGCAUGGGAUGGAGUGAAGCUUGGAUUGGUUGAUUCUUUUAGUUAAUAAUGGAGGAGGGACUCGUUGAUGGUGGUAGUCAACACAGCGGUGAAACGCCCGUGCAAGAUUUAUUUCAUGAAGAAGCCGCACAUCAGCAUGGUAAGAGCCACAAGCCAUGGUGGAAAUCCCAGUUCUUUGUGAUUGAGCCCGUGUUAUUUGGAACAUGGGACGGAGUGUUCACAUCUUGUCUCAUUAAUAUAUUUGGAGUCGUUUUGUUCCUGAGAACAGGUUGGAUGGUGGGAAAUGUAGGUAUCGGGCUUGCUGUGCUAAUUGUUAUGAUCACAAUCACUGUGGCUGCUCUUGCCUCGUUAUCAGCGAUAGGAAUUUGUGAGCGUGUCAAAGACAUGGGAACAGGGGGUGUAUAUUACCUUGUGUCUAAAGUAUUGGGCGGGAAGAUAGGGGGAACUAUCGGUGUCAUGUAUGCAUUUGGAUUGUGUGUUGUGUCAGCUUUGUACUGUACUGGUUUCGCUGAAUCUGUCACGAAAACUUUCCACUGGGACAAUGAAUGGGCUGUAAGGGGUGUUGCUAUUGGCACUCUAUUGUGUUUGCUGGCAAUUAAUUUGGCAGGUGUUAAAUGGGUGAUCAGGUUACAACUUCUACUUCUACUUGUGCUUAUUGUUUCAACAUCAGAUUUUAUCAUUGGUACCUUUGUUCAUACGGACCCAGGUGCUGGGUAUGUUGGAUAUUCACCUCAAGUUCUCCACAAUAACACUGGCCCCUCUUUACAAGUGGGUGAAACAUUUUUCACUGUAUUUGGGGUGUUUUUUCCCACCGCUACUGGGGUAAUGGCCGGGGUAAAUAUGUCGGGAGAUCUUAAGAACCCAGCCAAGAGCAUUCCUGUUGGGACUUUAUCAGCUAUUAUGAUAAGCUUCAUUUUAUACUUAGUGUUCGUUUUAUUACUUGGUUCAACUUGCACAAGAAUUGCUUUACAAACUGACUUCAUGAUUGCUGAAAAGGUAUCAGCAGUUGGUGUAUUAUGGCUUAUUGGUAUCUACAUGUCAAGUACCUCAUCAUGCAGUACAGGUUUAUAUGGUGCACCACGUGUUCUACAAAGCAUUGCCAACGAAAAUGUGAUUCCAGCUAUCAGGUUUAUGGGGAAAGGGUUCGGAGCGAACAAGACACCCGUGAUCGCGAUAUGCGUCGUUGGGCUCGUCUCGUUAUUGUUCAUAUUCAUCGGAAAUUUGAAUCUCAUUUCUCCCGUGAUAACAUGUAACUUCAUGUUGGUGUAUGCUUCCGUGGAUUACUCAUAUUUUGCUCUUGCUAUGAGCUAUGACAAACGAAUUAAAAAUUUCAGCAAAUAUAAGGAAUCCAGCUCACCCAACCAACGCAAGGCAAGCCCCCGUGUAAGACACGUAAGUUACGGAUCAAACGAGAUAAGACCUGGAACUAUGGAUGAAUUUACUAAGGACCUUGACACCAUGGAAAAAAUAUCAAAGGAGAAGGAAAAUGAAACAGCAACAACCACACAGAAAGACACAAUACAAAGAACAGGAAGAGAAUAUUUGAAACAAAGUUAUGGUUUGGAUGAAAAUGAAAAGAACAUUGAUCAACCUGAUGAUAAUGCAAGCGAUGCAGUGGAAGCUACAGAAGAACAAACUCAAUAUCAGACACCAACCCCACUCGAACCAACAGAAGAUGAAUUUGUGAAUCAACCGGAAGUUGAUGAAGAUGAUUCUACCAACGAUAGUGAACAUUCAGACUUUAACGACAUGGAUGAGAUACUCCAACAACCACACUCGUGGUAUUCCUUCAUGUGCAAUAGAUGGUCCUCAUUGUUCGCGGCAUUCCUCAGCAUAGUAGUGAUGUUCCUUAUACACUGGGUGUAUGCACUUGCGAAUAUUCUUGCUUUCAUUCUUAUCUAUCUUUAUACAUCGUUGUUUAGCCCGGGUUUGAACCCCGGAGCUGCCGCGCAUUUUAGUUUUGUGGAGUGGGUGAAAGAAGUGACCAGCGGGUGGUGCAACAAAAAGCCCCCGGUCCCCGAGCAGUUUGUGGUCACCCCGAUGACCACGGCCCCCUACACCAUGGUACCCACCCAACUUACUGUCGAUAAUGAAGAUUUCGCCAACAGGGGUCGUUUCCAUCAGUCGGCAGUUGGCGAUUAUGAUUACGCUUCACUUGCCACUGAAAAUAAACCACUCCUAAUGAAUGGGUCAAGGAAACAUAGUAAUUGAAAUAUUUUGGUAAGGGUAAGGGGUUGGCUAAAAUCGAAUUAUAACAUGUGCGUAUGGGUUGUUUAAAAUGAUGGUAUCACCCAGUUCUCCUUGGUUAGAAUGGAUAUUUUAUACACCUUGUUUAGAAAAUCAAAUUAUUGAAAGAAAUAUCAAUUCAAAUACAUUCUAUGGAACAAAAAUUAGGAUUAUCAUGUGAGACACACUUCACUAUCUGUAUAGUUUGCGAUGAUUAAGUAGCUCAUUUGCAUAAGUCUAUUUGACAUAGAUUGUGUUGAGCCUUUUAUAAAAACACAAGUCUAAUAUUUGUAAGCUUUUAUAUACAAUGUUAGAGUAUUUUAUUUGCUUUUUAAAACGCUACAGGCACCAAGAGAUACUUUAAUGUCAAACAUAUUUAAAGUAACAAUAUUUUUCAAUUAUUAUUAAGGUUCUCUAUUUUUUGUUUUGUAAAAUAUUUGGGUGCUAUUUUCUGUAAGGGUAAAUUCAGAUUCGUGAGUGUUGACAUAUAAAACUAUAAACUAAUAUGUAGUGUCUGCAGUUGACUAAUUUUAAAGUGGGAUUAUCAUAUUUACCAUGCUUUUAACAGUCUAAAAAUGGUUUAUAUUUUUAUAAAUUUCCACAUUUAUUUGCACUUUUUAAUUCCUAUUUUGGUGCCAAAAAUCAUGUGUCUUGCAGUUUUCAUACAUUUUUAGCCCACAAUUUUGUUUCCAUUUGCACAUUCCUACAAUUUCUUCAACUUUUUGUGUAGUUUCUUUCCUUGUUACUGUUUGUACGUUGCAGUUCUAAUUUAGCGUAGUGUUUAAUCAGUUUCUUCCGAAUAUUUAAAAUUAGUACUGUUAGAAUGUAACGUGUUUUGUAUUUCUUAAUUGUAAUUUUAGAACAAAAAUAAAAGUCUUCCUGCAAGUUAUUGUGAAGAUAA